AUGAACCAAUCAUCAGUAACUGAAUUUAUCUUGCUUGGUCUCACAGAUAUAGUAAAGGUCCAGUUAAGUCUUUUUGGAAUAUUUUUGAUGUUUUACAUGGUGACAAUUUUUGGGAACUUUUCCAUUAUGGUCUUCACACGAAUAGACCAAAGUCUUCACACACCCAUGUAUUUCUUCUUAUGGAAUUUGUCUUUCAUUGACUUAUGCUUCUCCUCUGUUGCUGUUCCUAAAAUGCUGAUAGAUUUUUUGGUAGUCAAGAAAACAAUUUCUUUUGGUGGCUGCAUUUCUCAGAUACAUUUCUUUCAUUUCCUUGGUAGCACAGAGGUCAUGCUCCUAACUACCAUGUCCUUUGAUCGAUAUGUAGCCAUUGGUAACCCUUUGAGAUAUAUGCAGAUCAUGAAUAGCAAGGUCUAUACGACGUUAGCUUUGGUCUCUUGGGUGGCUGGAUUUUUCCAUGCAUUGAUACACACUGUCUUAACGGCAAAGCUUCCAUUUUGUGGACCAAAUUUAGUAAAUCACUUUUUCUGUGACGUUAAGCCUGUAUUGAAGUUGGCUUGUACAGACACGACUUUGAACCUGUAUCUUCUUAUCAGGAUAACUGGAACUUUAGCAAUAACAUCUUUUGUCCUAACUUUUCUCUCUUAUAUUUGUAUCAGUAAAUUUUUGUUAAGGAUUAAGACAGCGACAGGAAGAAAAAAUGCAUUGUCCACGUGCAGUGCACACCUCACAGUGGUGGUACUUCUCUAUGGCACAGCCAUAUUCACUUAUGUACGUACUUCCACCAAGAAUGCAUUAGAUCAAGAUCGAGUUAUUGCAGUUCUAUUCACUGUUGUAACACCUGCUCUCAACCCAAUGAUAUAUACAUUACGUAAUAAAGAUAUGAGGAAAGCUUUCAUGAAAAUAAUGGGAUUGAAAUCAAAAAGGUAA
Molecule: messenger RNA, 927 nt
Organism: Bufo gargarizans (Asiatic toad)
Lineage: Eukaryota; Metazoa; Chordata; Amphibia; Anura; Bufonidae
Product: olfactory receptor 12D1-like
Exons: 1
Coding region: 1-927 (308 amino acids)
Biological process (GO): G protein-coupled receptor signaling pathway
Cellular component (GO): membrane
Molecular function (GO): olfactory receptor activity; G protein-coupled receptor activity
Source: RefSeq, a predicted model, not a curated record